AUGGCCGCACCCCGCGCUCUGGCGGCCGCCGCGCCCGCGCCCGGGAAGGCCGCACUCACUCACCCGGGGAAGGCGAUCCUGGCAGGCGGCCUGGCGGGCGGCAUCGAAAUCUGUAUCACCUUCCCCACCGAGUACGUGAAGACGCAGCUGCAGCUGGACGAGCGCUCGCACCCGCCGCGCUACCGGGGCAUCGGGGACUGCGUACGGCAGACAGUCCGCAGUCAUGGCGUCCUGGGCCUGUACCGCGGCCUCAGCUCCCUGCUCUACGGCUCCAUCCCCAAGGCGGCAGUCAGGUUCGGGACGUUCGAGUUUCUCAGCAACCACAUGCGGGACGCCCAGGGACGACUGGACAGCACGCGCGGGCUGCUGUGCGGCCUGGGCGCCGGAGUGGCCGAGGCCGUAGUGGUCGUGUGCCCCAUGGAGACCAUCAAGGUGAAAUUCAUCCAUGACCAGACUUCUGCCAGUCCCAAAUACCGAGGAUUCUUCCACGGGGUCAGGGAGAUCGUGCGGGAACAAGGGCUGAAGGGGACGUACCAAGGUCUCACGGCCACCGUGCUGAAGCAGGGAUCCAACCAGGCCAUCCGCUUCUUCGUCAUGACCUCCCUGCGCAACUGGUACCGAGGGGACAACCCCAACAAGCCCAUGAACCCGCUGAUCACUGGUGUGUUCGGAGCCAUCGCGGGUGCAGCCAGUGUCUUCGGAAACACUCCACUGGAUGUGAUCAAGACCAGGAUGCAGGGACUGGAGGCACACAAGUACCGGAACACGUGGGACUGCGGCCUGCAGAUCCUGAGGAACGAGGGACUCAAGGCGUUCUACAAGGGCACUGUCCCGCGCCUCGGCAGGGUCUGCCUGGAUGUGGCCAUCGUGUUCAUCAUCUACGACGAGGUGGUGAAGCUUCUCAACAAAGUGUGGAAGACGGACUGA
Rangifer tarandus platyrhynchus (Svalbard reindeer) is the source of this 927-nucleotide messenger RNA. NCBI's taxonomy places the organism in Eukaryota, Metazoa, Chordata, Mammalia, Artiodactyla, Cervidae. The record is from the annotation of a GenBank genome assembly.